This is a messenger RNA of Xiphias gladius (swordfish), 1959 nucleotides long. It is a transcript of the gene dusp23b, whose product is annotated as dual specificity phosphatase 23b. The record is from RefSeq and is a predicted model, not a curated record. The transcript has 4 exons. Gene Ontology annotation, molecular function: protein tyrosine/serine/threonine phosphatase activity. Gene Ontology annotation, biological process: cilium assembly; protein dephosphorylation. NCBI's taxonomy places the organism in Eukaryota, Metazoa, Chordata, Actinopteri, Istiophoriformes, Xiphiidae. Bases 579 to 1034 code for a protein of 151 amino acids.
CUCAACAUCGACAAGUUAGUUCACUUCGCUGUUCCGAACUGAUUUACAGUGACAGCUGUUUUCCAUGCCGAUGGAUCGGCUGGUUGGCGCGACUACGGCACUGCCCCCAGCUAGCAUUUCAACAGACUUCACAUAUCUUCGCUUAUAUAAUGUACUUAUAGCUGCUUUUACUGUAGUGAACGAACGGAGGGUUUGUCUCGUUCAACUCGUCAAAUUAGCUUGAGGGUUAGCUAGAUAGCACUAGCUUGAGAAGCAGCGGAUCAUUCAUUCCUCACGGAAUAAAAAAAACAAGUAACUUUGCAGGCGGUUUGCGAGAGAGACGGAGCACUGAUAUAAGUUUGUCCAAUAAUAAGAGUCAGGCAGUAAUUGCCUUGGCUUAAGCUACGAGUUGGUAUGACUCUGACGCCUGGUGUUAGCUAGUUAGCUUAAAGCGGCUCUGAAUUAGUUUAGUGAUAGAGUAGCUAAACUAGAUGCUACGCUCUUGUCUCAUUUUUCUAAUACCUCUGUAAAACUAGGUGGAGUCUGGCUCUUCAACCGCUUCGCUUGAACUAUUCAACUUGUUGGAAAGUUUGACAAUCAUGGCCUCCAACCCCCCGCACAACUUCUCCUGGGUCGAGCCAGGCAAACUGGCCGGACUUGCACUGCCCAGGAUGACAUCUGAAUACCAGUACCUGCUGGACAACGGCAUCAAACACCUGGUUUGCCUGUGUGAGAGAAAACCACCUUAUUACGACUCGUGCCCAGAGUUAAAGCUGCACCACAUCAAGAUAGCUGACUUCACUCCUCCUUCACCGAAUCAGAUUGAUAGAUUCCUCUCUGUCGUGGAAGAGGCCAACUCCAAGGGGGAGGGUGUAGGAGUUCACUGCAUGCAUGGCCAUGGGAGAACAGGGACCAUGCUGGCCUGCUACCUGGUGAAGACGAGGAAGAUUUCGGGCAUUGACGCCAUCAAUGAGAUCCGCAGACUGAGGCGAGGCUCGAUCGAAACCCACGAACAGGAGAAAGCAGUGGUGCAGUUUUAUCAGCGCACCAAGUAACUUUCACCGAGGGAAGAUUUACAGAUGUAGCAAUGAUUAUUACAGGUAACAAGUACAAAAUAUGGGGAAGACCGGGGCCUCAGUUAUACUCCUACAUUAAUAUUUUAUUAUCUAGGAAUAGGAAAACACAAAAUAUAAUGUUAAAACAAGCAACAAAUCAAAAACCUGAAAGUCCUGGACAACAAUACUGAACUCAAAUGUUGAACUUACCCACUGUAUACCCUUGGGACAUUUAACUAAGUCAAACAUUUCUGCAGUUUAUACACACACUGCCUUUUUAAAUUGUACUGUAUACUUUCAUUUUUUGCUAGCACAUUAUUACUUUUCUUUAUAUAGCCAUGUUCUUCCUCUGAGGUUUCCAUUUACACGGCUCCAGCCUUCAUUUAUGCACUGGACACCAGGGAAAAGAGACGCUGACGCUCCUUGAAUGUGAGCUUUUCAGGAGCCUUCGUUCUCUUAAUUUUCUCCUCCUGGUUUCUGCAAAUAAACAACGAUAUGAGAAGAAACACUUGAAUUUUAUUACUUAUAGGGGAAUCAUUUAUUGGGACACAAACAGUAGCUUGUGCUUUUAAAAGUAUAAUUAUAGAAUGUAGUCUGCAGAUUUAUUUUACUCAGGGUUUUUUUUUUUCAAACAUUUAAGAAGGAGAAUAGACUAAUGUAAUAAUGUAAUAAGCUUGUUGUGAUAGUACACAACUGUGCAUUUACUGUACAUUUCUGUGUCAUGAAGUCAUCAUGAGGAAAAAUGUAACAUUAAUAGCUUCGUGUUAGAUCUGAUUUAAUUUCAAUGUUUUGCUUCACUUGCCAAAAAUGUAAACUCACUCUUUUGAUGCCACUUUCUGAACGUCCUCAGUCGCUCCACUUGAUCUUUGACCUGCCAAACACAUAGAAAUGUUGCAGAUGAAAAAUAAAGAAAAUACAUAUUUGA